GACUAAUAAGAAAAUUGUCUGGCUAUAUAUAAAUCUUGAAGAUGGAAUUCCAAUUCCAAUUCCAAUUCCAAUUCCAAUUCCAAUGGCUUCAUCUUCUCCAACAAACUGUCCACCCUUUGAAUUCUCAGCUAAGUAUUAUCACGUAAACGGCGGCAGCUGUGUUAGGCAAAGCAGUUUCUUUGGCGGCGAGCCAGUUCUCAAUCAAGCCGUCGGAUAUUCCGUCAUCCUUGGCUUCGGUGCCUUCUUCGCCUUCUUCACAUCCUUCCUCGUAUGGUUGGAAAAGAGAUACGUCGGUUCGCACCAUACAUCCGAAUGGUUCAACACAGCUGGGAGGAAUGUCAAGACAGGCCUCAUCGCCAGUGUCAUUGUUUCUCAGUGGACUUGGGCUGCUACCAUCUUACAAAGCUCCAAUGUUGCCUGGGAGUAUGGAAUCAGUGGCCCUUUUUGGUACGCAAGUGGAGCUACUAUCCAGGUCCUCCUCUUUGGAGUAAUGGCUAUCGAGAUCAAAAGAAAAGCCCCCCAUGCUCACACCGUUUGUGAGAUUGUCAAAGCAAGAUGGGGCACUGCAGCCCACAUCGUGUUCCUAACCUUCUGCUUUAUGACCAACAUCAUCGUGACCGCCAUGCUUCUCCUAGGAGGCUCCGCGGUUGUGAAUGCUCUCACCGGAGUCAACAUUUACGCUGCCAGCUUCCUCAUACCGCUCGGUGUCAUUGUCUACACCUUAGCAGGAGGGCUAAAAGCCACCUUCUUAGCAAGCUACAUUCAUUCUGUUAUCGUGCACGUCGUGUUGGUGAUCUUCGUGUACCUAGUGUACGUUGCAAGCAGUGAGCUAGGCAGCCCGGGCGUGGUGUACAGGCGCCUGCUGGAGGUUGCUAGCAGGGCCAGGAGCUGCCAAGAACCGACCUCUCAUGCGGGCCAGUCGUGUGGCCAAGUUAGUGGAAACUACAGAGGCUCUCACCUCACAAUGCUGAGCUCUGGAGGGCUUGUAUUUGGCAUCAUCAACAUUGUUGGCAAUUUUGGGACAGUCUUCGUUGACAACGGGUAUUGGGUGAGUGCAAUUGCAGCAAGGCCUUCUUCGACUCACAAGGGCUACUUGUUAGGUGGAUUGGUGUGGUUUGCAGUUCCAUUUUCCUUAGCUACGUCGCUUGGGUUAGGAGCAUUGGCACUUGAUCUUCCCAUAACCGCGAGUGAGGCAAGCCGAGGGCUCGUCCCUCCCGCCACAGCCAUUGCUCUGAUGGGGAAAGGGGGAUCCGUGCUGCUCCUCACCAUGCUGUUUAUGGCUGUUACAUCUGCCGGUUCUUCCGAGUUGAUUGCUGUUUCUUCGCUAUGCACGUACGACAUUUAUCGAACAUACAUGAACCCUGAGGCUACAGGGAAGCAGAUCCUGAGAGUGUCGAGGAGCGUGGUUCUUGGAUUCGGGUGUUUGAUGGGGAUUCUAGCUGUGAUGCUGAACAAAGCCGGAGUUUCUCUCGGUUGGAUGUACUUAGCAAUGGGGGUGUUUGUUGGCUCUGCUGUUCUCCCCAUAGCUUUCAUGCUUCUUUGGAGAAAGGCCAAUGCUAAAGGUGCAAUCCUUGGCACCAUCAGUGGCUGUGCGCUCGGAGUCACAACUUGGCUGGCCGUAACCAAAGUGGAAUACGGGCGCGUUAACCUUGACACGACCGGGAGGAACGCGCCAAUGCUAGCUGGCAACCUCGUCUCCAUACUCGUUGGAGGAGCAGUACAUGGCGCGUGCAGCUUUGCCUGGCCUCAGGACUACGACUGGGUGAGCACGAAGCAGAUCACCGUGGUUGACAAGGAGAAGAGUGAGGUUUCGGAUGAGGAGUUGAAGGAGGAGAAGCUGGUUUUAGCAAAGAGAUGGAUAGUUAGAUGGGGGAUUGGAUUCACACUAGUCAUUGCUGUCAUUUGGCCUAUUCUAACUCUCCCUGCAGGACAAUUCAGCAAGGGGUACUUCACAUUUUGGGCAGUGAUAGCGAUAGGAUGGGGCACGGUGGCAUCGGGUGUGAUCAUAGCACUGCCGUUGAUGGAGAGCUGGGCGACGAUCAAGAUGGUGGUUCUAGGCAUGUUCACCAACGAUAGGCUGAUGGCGAAGAUGGAAGAGAUUGAUGUGAAGCUGCAGACGAUCAUUUCCACUAUUCCAGAUGUCGAGAGAAUGCGAUUGCUGGAGACAGACAAGGCUGCUGGUAAUAAACAUGCAUCACAGAUUCAACUUGAGGUUGUUCCACAGUGAUGGAUUUGCUCUCUUCUGUUUCUUGCUGCUGUUGAAAAUUUACUUAUGGGAGUAAUUUUUUCUUUUUUUGUGUUUGAAGUUUAGAUAAUCUGUAAAAUUGAUAAUGUAAAAUUGUGUAAAAACUACAAGGAUUUUGUCGUGAAAACUAAAAAUAAUGUGGUGGGUGCAUAUUAUGUGAUUGUAUUCAUAGUGUAACUAAUUGUAUUAGUGAAAAAAUGAAAUGAAAUUUUUGUCUCUUGGUGGAUUCA
This is a messenger RNA of Salvia splendens (bonfire salvia), 2475 nucleotides long. RefSeq names its product urea-proton symporter DUR3. Gene Ontology annotation, biological process: urea transmembrane transport. The transcript has 9 exons. The record is from RefSeq and is a predicted model, not a curated record. Lineage: Eukaryota; Viridiplantae; Streptophyta; Magnoliopsida; Lamiales; Lamiaceae. Bases 83 to 2227 code for a protein of 714 amino acids. Gene Ontology annotation, molecular function: urea transmembrane transporter activity. Gene Ontology annotation, cellular component: plasma membrane.